Onthophagus taurus is the source of this 2735-nucleotide messenger RNA. RefSeq names its product choline/ethanolamine transporter flvcr2a-like. Gene Ontology annotation, molecular function: heme binding; heme transmembrane transporter activity. Lineage: Eukaryota; Metazoa; Arthropoda; Insecta; Coleoptera; Scarabaeidae. Gene Ontology annotation, cellular component: membrane. Gene Ontology annotation, biological process: heme export; transmembrane transport. The record is from RefSeq and is a predicted model, not a curated record.
UAUCAAUUACCAUUAAAUAUAUUUUCCAUUUAUAGAUACAUUUUUUUACGAUUUGAGUGUCUACUGACAUACACUAUUCUGAUUAAUAUUAUCUCUUAUCUUUUACACACUUCAAAAGUUAGAGUGUUAUGACAUUGUGUGGUAUUCACCUGGUGUGUUUGCCCACUUAACAAGUAUUUUUUUUUAAUCCGUGAUCAUGGAGAAUAACCGAAAAGUUGAUUUAAAUGAACCUGGAAGUGAUGAUUUUAAAUUAUAUAAAUACAGAUGGGUUGUUUUGUUUAUAUUCUGUUUUUAUUCGUGCAUGAAUUUUGCGCAAUAUCUUCAAUUUAGUAUUAUCACCAAUAUUGUAAAACGUUAUUAUGAUUUAGAAACGUUUGAUGUUAGUUGGACUUCUUUGGUAUUCAUGAUUGGUUACAUAGUUUUAUUCAUCCCAGUUAGUUAUUUAAUGGAAAAAUAUGAUUUACGAAAAAUCUCUUUGGGCAUCUCAUUCUUAACCACCGUAGGGACGUUAAUCAAACUAUUUUCAAUUCACCAAGACAAAUAUUACGUAGUUUUAAUAGGGCAAACAUUUUGUGCUAUCGGACAAGUUUUUAUGAUGAGUAUUCCAUCGAAAUUAGCAGCUGUUUGGUUUGGAAAAGAUGAAGUCUCAACAGCUACAGCUUUUGCUGUUGUUGGCACACAAUUAGGGGUUGCUAUUGGUUGUUUUGUACCACCUAAAGUGGUUGCAAACCAUGAUGAUCUCGAAGAAGUUGGUGAUGAAUUAUACCAAUUGGUGUUGUAUAAUUUAAUUGUAACGUUGGUUUCUUUUGCAUUAACAAUUAUGUUUUUCAGGGCUAAACCCUAUACACCACCAAAUCAAAUUCAAUUUAUGGCUUCUACAAAUCCAAUAAAAUUAGAUUAUUUUAAGUCACUCAAAAACAUAUUCACCAAUCGCGACUUUUUAUUUCUUAUAAUCGCAAUUGGACUUAGUAAUGGAAUUUGGAAUACUUUUGGAAUAGAGUUUAAUACUAUUUAUUUAAAUUAUUUUCCGGAAGGUGAAGAAGAUGCUGGAUUAAUAGCUUUGGUAGCUAUUUUAGUUGGUGGUGUUGGUGGAAGUAUCAUUUUUGGUGUAAUUUUAGAUAAAACUCACAGAUUCAAAUUAACAACGUUUACAAUUAUCUUUUUGGGAUCCUUGUUUUUCUUGGGGGCAGCUUUUUUGUUAGAGGAGCAACAAGAAACGAGUGUAUUUGUCAUUAUAGUCUUAUUUGGAUUUUUCAUUUCUGGAUCUUUAGCGGUUGGCUUCGAAUACGCAAUGGAACUAACUUAUCCAGAACCCGAAUCUAUCACAUUGGCAUCUCUAAACGCAAUAAUUUUGGCAUUCGGUUUAAUUUUUGUUGUUAUAGUAGACGGGUUAAUCGGUGCAAUCGGUUUUCUUUGGACAAACAUCACAAUAGCAAUUGUAUUAACAUUAUGUUCAUUUUCAACAUUGUUUAUAUCAAAUAAUCUUCGAAGAUUAAAUGUUAAUAAUGGAAUUUCAAAUUAAAUAAAUGUAUAUUUUAAACUCUCAAUACACGCAAGCAAUUCUUCGUCUUUUAUUGGCACAAUGCAAAAAACAAUUCUAAUAAAUUUUAAUAUUUGUGAACUGUUGUGCGUCUGAAAAUGCUAAAACUAAAACUAGAUUUGGAAAGUUUCGGGUUUAGCCGUGCGUCUUCAGACGUUUCGACUUUUGUUUUCUAAAAUACUUUAAAGAAUAUUAUUUCCCGGGAUGAUUGACAUUUGUAAACAAUACUAACCUUACCUAACAUUCCUUCACGGUAUAAUUAACAUUACAAAAGAAAAGUAACCUUACAUAAUAUUCCUUCACGGUUUAAUUGGCAUUGCAAAACAAAACUAACCUUACGCAACAUUCUUUCCGAGGAUGAUUGACAUUUGUAAACAAAACUAACCCCAGUCAACAUUCUAUCUGAAACUGGUCAUCAUAUUGCAGCUUUAUCAAAUAAACUGCAGAAUUGAACUGUUGAUCAGGUGUAGUGUCUGAUCUAGCUUCUAGUUAUAUGUUAGUUUUAGUGCUAGUUCUAACUUUCUUGUAUAUUUUUAUUGAACAAAAACUAGAACUAAUACUAGACUUAGAAAGUAUCCGGUUUGGCCGUGCGUCUGAAGAAUGUUUCUAGUUCUAGUGUCAGUUGUAGUUUUACACUAUCACUGGAACUAACACAAGACCUAGAACUAGAAUCAUUCGGGUUUAGCAGUCUUGAGAGACGCAGGGCUAAACCCGAAUGUUUCUAGGUCUAGCAUUAAUUCUAGAUUUGUGAUUCACCGCUAGAUUGUUGUAUAUUUGUAUUGAACUAAAAGUAACACUAAACACUAAACCUACAACUAGAAUCAACGCGUGUGACUAUGUAAUCUUGUGUAUUGGAAGGUUAAGUUAUUAAAAGAUAAUUAUAAGAAAAACAAAAUCAAAUUGGGAAUAAGAUGGCCAAUUAAGGCCAUCGACUUUAUUUACACAAAUGUGUUUUACAAAACUGAUGCGUUGAAAUAAAACUGUACAAUGUGCGCGGACGCUACAAAACAGAACGGUUCGAAACCGGCUCGAACAUGUUUUGUGGUAGUGGUGACCAAUCGCACGCCCGACGCAAAAGAACGUCAACGUUAAUUUAUGAUUUUGGUGCUUGAAAGAUGAGAUUAUAACCGAUGAAGUACGAGAAUCGCUUGAUAGCGUCUCUACCUUACUCACUAGUAACAAAAUAAAAUUAAAA